Penicillium chermesinum is the source of this 756-nucleotide messenger RNA. RefSeq lists its product as uncharacterized. Bases 1 to 756 code for a protein of 251 amino acids. Lineage: Eukaryota; Fungi; Ascomycota; Eurotiomycetes; Eurotiales; Aspergillaceae. The transcript is spliced from 2 exons. The record is from RefSeq and is a predicted model, not a curated record.
AUGUCUGGCUCUCAGAAACACAUUGUAUUCGACGUUGUCGGGACCUGCGUAUCGUUCGAUGCCUUCUUCGAGGGCAUCGACCGAGUCCUCGGUCCACGCCUGCGAGCACACAACAUCACCCCCCGAUUACUUGGAUUUGCAUGGAUGCAAGCUGCCGAGCUCGAAGACGUCAUGCUCCUGAUGUCCAAACGACACCACCCAUACAAGGAGACCUUCAAAUCACUGUUCUACCGCGUCCUGUAUAUGGCCGGGAUCGAUAACCCGAGAUCAUUUGCGACCGACGAAGAGCGAGACUUGUGCCAGGCGGCGUAUUCCCAGUUAGAGCUUCGCCCCGGAUGCCGUGAAAUGAUCGAAAAACUGCGGGCCAACGGAUUCACUGUCUGGUGUCUGACUACGGGCGAUAGAGAGCGGGUUGGCGGAUACUUCAAGCGCGCAGGCCUUGAUAUGCCCGACGAGAAUCUGGUCAGCUGUCAUGACUUUACGCAGUCUCGCUCGUCUCCGUCAGGCACGAAACACAUUACCAAGCCCGCUAUGGAAACAUACGAGCAGAUGCUGGCUCGGUUUGCUCCGGAAGAUCAGAAGUGGUUUGCGGCGGCACAUAUGUGGGAUGUCAGCGCUGCCGUAAAAGCUGGAUUCCGCGGUGCAUACUGCUCGAUUUAUGAAAAGGAAUCCUGUAUAGACAUUUUCAAUACGAAGAUGGAUGUCACCGCAGCCGGGUUGUCAGAGUUGGCUGACAAAGUCAUUGCCCUGUCUUGA